Molecule: messenger RNA, 1332 nt
Organism: Knipowitschia caucasica
Lineage: Eukaryota; Metazoa; Chordata; Actinopteri; Gobiiformes; Gobiidae
Source: the annotation of a GenBank genome assembly
AUGGAGCGUCUCAACGAGCCCCAAAUUGUGAUUAAACGUUUCAUGUUUGUUUUAUUGAUUCUAAAAUAUUUAAAAGGUUUGAAGCAGACGCAGGACUGGGACUGGUCCACAGGUCUCAGGUCCAGGGUUCAGACUGGGACUGGUCCACAGGUCUCAGGUCCAGGGUUCAGACUGGGACUGGUCCAAAGGUCUCAGGUCCAGGGUUCAGACUGGGACUGGUCCACAGGUCUCAGGUCCAGGGUUCAGACUGGGACUGGUCCAAAGGUCUCAGGUCUAGGGUUCAGACUGGGACUGGUCCAAAGGUCUCAGGUCCAGGGUUCAGACUGGGACUGGUCCACAGGUCUAGGGUCCAGGGUUCAGACUGGGACUGGUCCACAGGUCAACUCAGAUGCUAACUCAGAUGCUAACCCAGAUGCUAACUCAGAUGCUAACUCAGAUGCUAACCCAGAUGCUAACCCAGAUGCUAACUCAGAUGCUAACUCAGAUGCUAACUCAGAUGCUAACUCAGAUGCAAACCCAGAUGCUAACUCAGAUGCUAACUCAGAUGCUAACUCAGAUGCUAACUCAGAUGCUAACUCAGAUGCUAACCCAGAUGCUAACUCAGAUGCUAACCCAGAUGCUAACCCAGAUGCUAACUCAGAUGCUAACUCAGAUGCUAACCCAGAUGCUAACCCAGAUGCUAACUCAGAUGCUAACUCAGAUGCUAACUCAGAUGCUAACCCAGAUGCUAACUCAGAUGCUAACUCAGAUGCUAACUCAGAUGCUAACCCAGAUGCUAACUCAGAUGCUAACUCAGAUGCUAACUCAGAUGCUAACUCAGAUGCUAACUCAGAUGCUAACUCAGAUGCUAACCCAGAUGCUAACCCAGAUGCUAACCCAGAUGCUAACUCAGAUGCUAACCCAGAUGCUAACUCAGAUGCUAACUCAGAUGCUAACUCAGAUGCUAACCCAGAUGCUAACCCAGAUGCUAACCCAGAUGCUAACUCAGAUGCAAACUCAGAUGCUAACUCAGAUGCUAACUCAGAUGCUAACUCAGAUGCUAACUCAGAUGCUAACUCAGAUGCUAACCCAGAUGCUAACUCAGAUGCUAACUCAGAUGCUAACUCAGAUGCUAACUCAGAUGCUAACUCAGAUGCAAACCCAGAUGCAAACCCAGAUGCUAACUCAGAUGCUAACUCAGAUGCUAACCCAGAUGCUAACUCAGAUGCUAACUCAGAUGCUAACCCAGAUGCUAACUCAGAUGCUAACUCAGAUGCUAACUCAGAUGCUAACUCAGAUGCUAACCCAGAUGCUAACUCAGAUGCUAACCCAGAUGCUAGCUCUAGAUGCUAA